AACACGGGAAGAGAAAAACAAAUACAAGAAUCAACGAAAGGGGUUGGCGUUUCGGGAAUUAGGUCAACACAUUCCCAUAAAUAUCAAGAUCUCUCCUUCCCCUUCCGCCCAUCGCUCAGCUUCUCCUUCAUCCGUCGUUUAUCUGUCACCUGUUGCCUUUGAAUUGAGAUCUCGAUUUCUCUCCUGUAAGAUCGAAUUCUGUGAGGAAGCUUUGAAGGCCUGUUUGACGAGGUAGGCAUACAGAAGUAAUAGAGGGGAGUGGAUUUAAUAGUUGAUGAAGAAAAAUUGACUAGCUUCUUUCUGUGGGUUGUAGAUUUUGAAUGAUGUCCUUCACAAGGAAUUAUGAGAUGAAAGGGGGUACAUACCAUGAUGGUUAUUGGCCAUCCAGUAUAAACAGCUUCAGCAAUAAUAAUUACAGAACCAGAAACAGAAAUAGCAGUUAUUUUGCGAAUUAUGACUGUUUCCAUGGAAACUCCAGGGAAAUCAGGGAUCUUGUUGACAAUUUCAACUUUGAACAUAUGAAGCCCAAUGAUGUGCCUUCCAUGAAAAGAAGAAAAUAUUCAUCGUCCUCGUGGGGAGCUUAUGAUAACGCAUCUCUUGCUUGGAACAAUAGAAUACCUCUUCCUGCAAGAAUAAAUGCGGAUGCAUCUACUUCUAGCAGUGGGAAGCGUGAGAGGUCUCGACUAGAGGAUGAUGAGGUGGUAUUCAUGUCAAGGGAUGAGAUUGAGAGACUUUCUCCAUCUAGAAAGGAUGGCAUUGAUGCCCUACGAGAAACCCAAUUGCGAUACUCGUAUUGUGCUUUUCUUCAAGAUCUUGGAUUGCGUCUCGACUUGCCCCAGACCACCAUCGGAACUGCCAUGGUUCUUUGCCACCGGUUUUUUGUCCGAAGGUCUCAUGCUUGCCAUGAUAGAUUUUUAAUUGCCACUGCUGCUCUGUUUCUAGCUGCUAAGUCAGAGGAGACACCACGUCCUCUGAACAAUGUCUUGCGGGCAUCCUGCGAAAUCUUUCACAAACAGGACAUUUCUUUUUUGUCCUAUCUACUCCCUGUUGAUUGGUUUGAACGAUAUCGGGAGCGAGUAACUGAGGCUGAGCAAUUGAUUUUGACGACAUUGAACUUUGAGCUCAAUGUGCAACAUCCAUACACUCCACUUACCUCGACCCUUAACAAGCUGGGUCUUUCUCAAGGUGUUCUGUUGAAUCUGGCUCUGAACCUGAUCAGUGAAGGGGUCUAUACCAGAUUAGAGUGCUCGUUCUUAAUGAUAUACUAUGCUGGCGGAUUGAUGUGCUGUUCAUGGAAAGUUUUAUUUUCCACUGGAGUGCUGGUUUAUGUUGACUGGCUUUAUCUUGAACACAUUCCUUCACAUUUGUUCCUCCUCGUCAAGGAUCACCCCAUCAUGUUUAGAGCCCACUUAUCUAUCCAAACAGCUUCCACUUUUUGGGUUGCUUUUGCCAUCAAUUUGCAAGUUGCCUUGUUUUCGAGCGAACAAUUCUUCAAGUAGUGCGUAGUAUUGGACUUCGUCUACUGACUUUUCUGCCGACUUCGAGUGCAUGACUAUCGUUUGACAUGAUUUAAGAUGGUAACUAUGUUCUUUUCUGAAUAGGGGUUUCCAGUCUUUGUUAGUUAUCCCUGCUUCUGGAACAAAUUAUCUACUUUGCAGCAUUAUCGCUGCAGAUUUUUGUCAGCAGAGUCUUUUCAUUAAGUUCCCGUUACUGCUGCUUUUUCCCUCCUUAUUUUGAGGAGGCAUUUAGGAACCUUCUCCGUGUUUAAGCACUCGCCUCUCCUCUUGACCGUAGUGGUUGACAUGACUCGUAUAUGUACUGGGUAUUGGUUGUGAGGUAGGUUGGUCUUGGUUUUUAGUGUUGCUCGCGAGAAGGUGCUUGCAAUCCAGUCAUCCAAAGGAGUAGGGUAAUCGACAUUGACUUGCGUCAAGCGAAGGCCUUUUUAUGGAGAUUUAAUCAUUCUUUUAUCUCAUCUUAAUUGCCUGGCUUCCUAAUGCAUAAUAAGCAUAAUUUGUUCAAUUAAUCAGCGAUUUGGCUACUUUUUGGAGAAAAUUUAGGAUCUAGCUGAUCUUUAGUGGAGCUUGAGCCAGACCAGCUGUAAACAUCCGUCUAUCUUUAUGCAUAAAUCAUGUCUAUUCUUGUUUUUCUUCGGACUUUUCAAAAUAUAAGUUCCCAUUGAUGUUUUUCUUUCAUGUUUCGUUAUGCUUCAGCUUAUCUGUGGAUUAAGCACUUUCCAAUACUAGUUUUUAAGCCCGAGUAUGGAGUUCAUGGUGGUCGUCUAGCAAGGUUUUGAAGGGUUAUAAUGUAGAAUCAUUGCUUAUUGACUGGUGGCAAUAAACUUGCUCUCAUAUCAUACUUUUGUCGGUACCCCUUUUUUGUGAUAGACUUUUAUGUCAGUUCAGUACUCUCACUUUUUCUUCUUUUCUUUACCUUUUCAGAAAAAAAGAUAAUGAUCUAUUCUCAUGUCAUGUGAAAACCUAUUUUUCGGAUGGAGGGAACUUAACUUCUCUCUUGGUAUAUUGAUAUCCGUCUUACCUUUUGCCUUUUAGAAGAAUUUCUAGAGGAAAAAUUGUCUCCACAUACUGAAGUGGUAGUUUAUCAAGUCUACUCAUGCUACUAGGAUCGAUUGAGUCUGGUAUAUAAGUAGUAGGUCUGUUUUUCUACCUGAAAAUAGAAGUUCUCUGACCAAAGUCAUCUUUUGUGGGGCCAUAUGGAACCAUUUUAUGUUGGCCGGCGGCUAUGCCAUGUAAAAUAUCUCAUGAUCAGUUUCUUUCUUCUUCUUUUUUUUCCCCCAAUUGGAUGUUGGCAAUUGGAUGGGAUGCAACGAAGUUGGUUGUUGGGUUCACAUUCUUAAAAUGUCUAGGGUGUGUUAUGAUUGCUUAAUACAAGCAGGAGUGCUGUUAUAGCUGACUGGUUUUUGUGUUCAUACCGUCCAUCAAAGGUCAUGGGACAAUGCUGUGGGAUGUACCUCUCCAAAUCUUUUUCCUUUCUAGUUGGAAAAAUGAUUUUUGCUAAAGCUUUAUUUGGGGUCCUCCGCGAAUCCUUACUGUAUCAGUUUUUAAUUCUUUAUGGCCGUCAAUGUAGGUUAUGUGGCUCCUUUGUUUAUCUGCAAAAGGGCUAUAUAGCUCCUUCAACAAUACUUAGUACUGCUGCCAACCAUUAAAAGUUUCAGAAAAUUUUCGAGAAGUUGAUGAAUCCAACAGUUGACACUUGUCGUGGC
Molecule: messenger RNA, 3220 nt
Organism: Rhodamnia argentea
Lineage: Eukaryota; Viridiplantae; Streptophyta; Magnoliopsida; Myrtales; Myrtaceae
Product: cyclin-T1-4-like
Exons: 7
Coding region: 321-1499 (392 amino acids)
Biological process (GO): regulation of transcription by RNA polymerase II; positive regulation of DNA-templated transcription, elongation
Cellular component (GO): cyclin/CDK positive transcription elongation factor complex; nucleus
Molecular function (GO): cyclin-dependent protein serine/threonine kinase activator activity
Source: RefSeq, a predicted model, not a curated record